Bufo bufo (common toad) is the source of this 1614-nucleotide messenger RNA. It is a transcript of the gene CCKAR, whose product is annotated as cholecystokinin A receptor. The coding region runs from base 105 to 1415 and encodes 436 amino acids. NCBI's taxonomy places the organism in Eukaryota, Metazoa, Chordata, Amphibia, Anura, Bufonidae. Gene Ontology annotation, biological process: neuropeptide signaling pathway. The record is from RefSeq and is a predicted model, not a curated record. The transcript has 5 exons. Gene Ontology annotation, cellular component: membrane. Gene Ontology annotation, molecular function: gastrin receptor activity; neuropeptide receptor activity.
UCUCUCUCCCAGGAAUUCUGCCAGCAGACCUCAGCAAGCCUCUCAUCACAAGGAGGCAUGGGAAGCAAGUAGUCUCUUACCAACCCCAUAUUACACUAACAGACAUGGAAACACUGUAUAAUCUUCAUGAGGACAAUUAUACCGAUGAAAAUGGGAUAUUAUGUGAGAUCACAGAUAAUGGAGCCAUCAUCAGCUGCCUGGGGAACUAUUCACACAAUGCGACCAUCCCUGGCAAAGAUUUGCACCAGGCAGUGAGGAUUUUCCUGUAUUCCUUGAUCUUUCUCCUGGGUGUCCUGGGCAACAGCUUGGUUAUAGCGGUCCUGAUAAGGAAUAAGAGGAUGAGGACUGUCACCAACCUCUUCUUAUUGUCAUUGGCAGUCAGUGACCUCAUGCUCUGUAUUUUCUGCAUACCCUUCACUCUCAUUCCUAAUUUGCUGGAGGACUUUAUAUUUGGUAGCACAGUCUGCAGCGCUGCUUUCUAUUUCAUGGGUAUCUCUGUAAGCGUGUCGACGUUUAAUCUGGUUGCAAUAUCUCUGGAGAGGUACAGUGCAAUUUGUAAGCCCCUACAGUCCCGAGUGUGGCAGACAAAGUCCCAUGCUCUGAAAGUCAUUGCGGUUACAUGGUUCCUUUCAUUUACAAUCAUGUCACCGUACCCAAUUUACAGCACACUGGUUCCAUUUUCAAAGUACGAGAAUACAACCGGACACAUGUGUCGUCUCGAGUGGCCCAGUGACCUCACCCAACAAUCAUGGUAUAUUUUUCUUCUGUUAAUUCUCUUCCUUGUUCCUGGAAUCGUUAUGACUGUUGCAUACGCCUUAAUAUCCAUGGAACUGUACAGAGGAAUCCAAUUUGAUGCAAAUCAGAAGAAAGAAAGGACAAGCAGUAUAAGCAGUAAUCAGUUUGAAAAUGGAGAUGGCUGUUAUCUCCAGAAGACAAAAAAGAAGAAAAAAGUAGAAAUGCGUCAGCUGUCUUCAGUCCACAGCAGCACUAAGAUCGAAAGAGUUCGCAGCAACAGCUCAGCUGCCAACUUAAUGGCGAAGAAAAGAGUUAUCCGCAUGUUGAUCGUCAUUGUCAUCCUGUUCUUCAUCUGCUGGACUCCUAUUUUUAGUGUCAAUGCCUGGAGAGCCUUUGAUGCCAACACUGCAGGAAGACUCCUGUCUGGGGCACCCAUCUCUUUUAUCCACCUGCUCUCCUACACCUCGGCUUGUGUCAAUCCAAUUAUUUAUUGCUUUAUGAACAAGCGAUUUCGGCUUGGAUUCCUAGCUACCUUCAACUGUUGCCCAGCAAGAGAUGUGCAAAACCAAGGGAUGGUUCCUGGAGUAGGAGAAGAAGAUGGAAGAACCACUGGGGCUUCAUUAUCCAGGUACACCUACACCAACAUAAGCCUCUCUGCUACUGCCACUGCCCCAACAUGAGCAAGUAAUAGGCUCUUACUAGAAAAAGUCCUGAGGGGCAUUUAUAAACAUUAGACAAGUCGGUCACGGCAUUAUAUUGGAAGGAACUCUAUACCGCACUGUGGAUUAUAAAUGAACCAUAUUAAUAAGAAUAUUAUGAAGCCGGAUUACCUUUUCUAGAUCAAUCAUGUUACAGUGUACAGUUGUUAUAUUAUCAUUC